Messenger RNA from Diorhabda carinulata, 4051 nucleotides. RefSeq names its product GDP-Man:Man(3)GlcNAc(2)-PP-Dol alpha-1,2-mannosyltransferase. Gene Ontology annotation, molecular function: GDP-Man:Man(3)GlcNAc(2)-PP-Dol alpha-1,2-mannosyltransferase activity. The record is from RefSeq and is a predicted model, not a curated record. Gene Ontology annotation, cellular component: endoplasmic reticulum membrane. Gene Ontology annotation, biological process: protein N-linked glycosylation. Bases 263 to 1711 code for a protein of 482 amino acids. Lineage: Eukaryota; Metazoa; Arthropoda; Insecta; Coleoptera; Chrysomelidae. The transcript is spliced from 5 exons.
CAUAAAUUGUAACUAAUAAUUCAUUUAUAUUUGAACGUACUUGACUAUAUGUACUUCAUUACAAUUAGAUAUAUGAGGUCAUAAUAGAAUAAUUAACAAGAAAAGAAGAAUAAUUGAGGUGUUGAUUUGAUUUGUUGUUUUCUAUAAAGACUAACUAAACAUGCACGUUAUCAUUUGUUGAGAAUCCAUAGAAUACAUUACACGUAUAAUUUAAAAUAAAACGAAGUACUUUUACACAAUAUUGGUAAAGUUAUUGUUUAAAAUGCGUGCUGUUCUUAAAACAAUAAAAGUGUUCCUUGUUUUCGUGAAACUAUUGCUAGGGAUAGUAAUAUUUGUACUUUUCUCUGGUGGAUUGGUUGUCCCGGUGUAUUAUUUAUAUUUAAGAAGGAAAUUCAGAACUGAUAAAUUGAAAAAUCUCUCUAGCAAAUUAAAGGUGGGGAUAUUUCAUCCCUACUGUAAUGCUGGAGGCGGCGGGGAAAAGGUUUUGUGGGUAGCAGUACAAUCUCUUCAAAAAAAGUAUCCCAAGGCUGAAUUUUUCAUAUAUUCUGGAGAUAUAGAGGUGACUCCCAUAGAAAUCUUAAACAAAGUUAAAAAUAGAUUAAAUGUCAGUCUAGAAAAGGACGUGAAGUUUAUUUAUUUGCACAGAAGAAAAUGGGUUGAAGCAAAUAUGUAUCCAUAUUUUACUCUGUUAGGACAAGCUUUAGGUUCUAUAUAUUUAGGAUUUGAAGCAUUGAACCAACUAAAUCCAGAUAUAUUUAUUGAAACUACUGGAUUCACUUUUAUUAUACCAAUUUUUAAAUAUAUUGGUGGUUGUAAGACAGGUUGCUACAUUCAUUAUCCAAUAAUUACUGCAGAUAUGUUGAAAAGAGUUUCCAGUAGGCAAGCUAUGUAUAAUAAUAGAGGUAUAAUAGCGAGGAGUCCAAUACUUACUAUGGCAAAAUUAAUAUAUUACCACAUAUUUGCAUGGGCGUACUCUAUGGCAGGCCAGAGCUCCGAUAUCAAUAUUGUCAAUUCAACAUUUACUAUGGAACAUUUGAACACCUUAUGGAAUAGACCUAUACAUCUUGUUUAUCCGCCAUGUGAAACUGAUCACUUGAAGAACAUUCCAAAAGAUUCAGUAAGGCCUAAAAAUAUAAGAAUAAUGUCCUUAGCCCAAUUUAGACCAGAAAAAGACCACCCGUUACAAUUACAAGCUUUGUAUGAAUUAAGAGAAAUAGUUCCUGAAGAAGUAUUUAGUAGCAUAACUCUAGUCUUAUGCGGCAGUUGUAGGAAUGCUGAAGAUAGUCGGAGAGUUAAAGAUUUAAAAGAUUUCAGCAAACACUUGAGUUUAGAAAACAAUGUGGAAUUUAAAGUGAAUGUUUCUUAUGGAGAAUUAUUGGAAGAGUUUAGAAAUUCAUGGAUAGGAAUCCAUACAAUGUUGGAUGAACAUUUUGGCAUAAGUGUAGUUGAACAGAUGGCGGCAGGACUUGUAAUGGUAGCACAUAGAUCUGGUGGACCCUUGUUGGAUAUUAUAGAAACAUCAGAAGGAUCCAGAUUAGGGUUUUUGGCUCAAACACCAGAUGAAUUUGCGCAUAUUAUUAAAUUUAUUCUACAAUUAGAUGAUUCUGAAAUUAGUGAAAUUAGGGAAAAAGCUAGAGCUUCAACCGAUCGUUUUAGUAUUCAGAAAUUUAAUGAAGAAUUUCUUAGGGCAAUUGAGCCACUUUUUAAAUAAUAAUCUUGUACUUAAAACUUUCAAUCAUUAUAGACAUUCAAUCAAACCUUAACAUUUUUUUUAUAAAAAAUUUACAGUAUCUUGAAUGAAGGAAAUGGUAGUUUGAUAUGAGGACUUGAUAUCUUGAAGAGUAUUUGAUUUUAGUAUUAUAUUUUAUUUUGUGAGUGGGUACCGUUUAUAUGUCUUGAGGUUGACUGAAUGAGCUAGAUAAGAGUGACCAAUAGUAAUUUCAUCCAAGUUGUAUGUUGUAAGUGAGUUGUAUGAGUCGAAGAAGUUGUUUUCCAUUUCAAGAAGUUUGAAUUGUAAAGAGGUAAGGAGGGCAGGCCAUAUAUUAUGGUUGCUUACUUCGUAUGUGUUGCCUUUUCAUUGCCAGAUAUUUAGUUGUGGCUAGGAAACCAGAAGACAUUACAUUACCAUUAUUUUCUUUCUUUUAUUUGUAGUUUUUAGGGAAAAAUAGAUUAGAUAGUUACGCAUUUUUAUCGUAUUCGUACGUCACAAUCGUUGUGUGUGAAAUAAGUGUAAGAAGUGAAUCAUGAGUAAAAAUGCAAAUAAAAUUUUGAAACUUUAUUUUUUUGGCCAGCUUAUAAAUAGGUUAAUAUCAACAAAAUACUUUAUCAAAAUAAAAAACAAACAAUAAUAUCACCUUUGCAUAAAAAAAGUACCAACUCAACACUCAACGAAAAGUAUAUAAAUCAGUUGUUCUACAGUCUACAUACUAGGUACCCAAUCAUUAUAAUUACCUAAUUAUAAAAUAACCUUUCUGGCUUUCUGAGUGACAAAUUUAUCAAUAAUUUUCGUAAAAUCUAAUUUUUCACAGAUUUCGGAUUCAAUAGAGAUGAUGGCCAAAUCUGAAAGCCUUUUUACCUCAAUUGGCUGUUUCUUACCUGGAAAAAUAUCUUUGAAUGAAGUUAUUUCAUUAAACAGAUGUAUACCACUAUAUAAUUCACGAUACUUCCUUCCUCCUGUACAUGUAACUUAAUAUCUAAGUUCAUGCAGGCUUUCAUGAGAUCAUCACUAGAAAUGUUGUGAAACUCAUACAGAAAGCAGAAUAUUGAAAAGCACUCAGAUAAUAAUGUAAAUUUUUCAUUUACUGAAGAGAUCGCGUGUUCAAGAAUUGCAAAAUAGAAAGAAGCCUUGAAUUGCUGGAAGGGAUUCAAAAGGGGUUCAUCACUGCCCUCGUAAUCAAAUAAACGGACUUUUUCCUGAGCCUCCAAUUUGGAAAUUCCGGAUCAAUACCUAAAUAUCUAGCAAGUUUUGUGGGUGAUUCGACUAAUAUUUUAAAUUAUCGUCUGAUCUUUGUGAAACAAAAUAUUUUUUUAAAUUAUCUAAGGCUUCAAUGCAUUCCGCGGUGUUUAAUUUAGGAUUUUGAAGCAUUUUACUCAGAACAUUAAUUCUUGCUAAUAAAUCAUACUUAUAAAUAUAAAUACCUUUUCAAUGCUCCCGCUUGUUUUGAGAUUUCUUCUAUUCUUUUUUCUAUAGAAGGCACCUGACUCUUUUUUAGUCUUUCUGUUUUUGGACGAAGACGACAUCUAAAGGUAAAAGGUAAGAAGAACGAUAAGUAUAUCAUGGCUUACAGAUGCAUAUAAAAUGUAUAGAAACUCAUCAGAAAUUUUGAAAUUCAUCGAAAUGACCUCCAAAAAGUACCUACCAUUGUUAAUACUUUUUUUAUUUAAAGUGUAAGAAUAUGGGUUAUUCAUACGAAACCCCCAUUCCUGUUGAAAAAGAUAGAGCAAAUUAUUUAAAAUAAAUAAUGAUACUUAACGCUCUUUCAAAAUCUGGGUAAAAAUUAAAAUUUUCAUAAACUCCACCGGUUGCUCACCUAUAAUUAUGUAUGAAAAUUAUAUUUUGUGCUAACGAAUUUUGAAAGAAUGGAAAAUAAAUUUUGAAUUUUAAAACAUUCUGUACAUAUUUUCAAAACGAAUCAUCGCGACAAAAUUAGCUUAAAAAUAUGCCCACUUUUUUAUCUAAUUAGAAAACACCCUGUACAACAUUUCAUUUGUUCAUAAAUCUAGUUAAGAGCUUUGGUACUUACCACAGUUCUGAUUUAAACGAUACUCAAUAGCAACACCUUGUCAUUUACCAAUAUUAACUUCACUUGCUUGCACUUGAUUGUGUUUAUGACCAGUCUUAUUGUAUGUUGAUUAAAACUUUGUGGAAACAAUCUAUUUCUUAUCUAUAAAGAAAACCGCUAAAAUAAAGUUUCUUCUAUUCUUUUGACCCUUGACCUGCGAGCCGCGGGCCGACUGUGAUGUAUAUAGUCAAAAAAUUCAAAGAAGGCCGCAGCGGCAAAACCUUUGAAAAAAAGCCGCCCGAGUUACAUGGAGAAAAUUCUAGAAGGAC